UGGAAUAGCCGCGCGGCGGGGCUGGCUAUGGCGGGCAUGAGCGAUGUCGCUGUGGCGCUCGGAAUCUCGGUGCCGGUGCUCAGAUUUCUCGUCUUCUUCUUCUCCACGAUUCCAAUCGGCUGGCUAUGGCGCCUCAUGCCCAACCCUACGGCGCGGCAUCUCUACUCGGCGAUCACAGGGAUGCUCGUCUCGCAUCUGGCAUUCGGCCCCGGCGCCAAUGCGCUCUUCGUUUUCCCCCUUGUCGUCACGUACGCUAGCAUGGUAAUCCAUCGCCCGAGCUGUGGGAUCGUGAGCUUCGUCCUGGAUUUCGCAUUCCUUAUUUCCUGCCACGUCUACUACAUGAGUGGCGAUGCGUGGAAGGAGGGAGGCAUCGAUUCGACUGGAGCUUUGAUGGUCCUCACGCUCAAGCUCGUCUCCUGCGCAAUGUGCUACCAGGAUGGGCUUCUCGAGGAGGAGAAGCUGCGAAGAACGCAAAAGCGCAACCGGCUCGUGCGACGUCCCUCAGUGCUCGAGUAUCUCGGCUACUGCUUUUGCUGUGGAACACACUUGGCUGGGCCGGUCUACGAGAUGAAAGACUACAUCGACUGGAGCGAAGAACAAGGGCUAUGGAAGUUUUCCGAAGGAAACGCUCCAUCGCCAUACCGCGACACUCUCCGAGUUCUACUCAAGGCCCUCUUUUGCAUGGGCAUGUACAUGCUGCUCAUCCCUCGCGUCCGCUUCACGCGAAUCCUCGAGCCGGAGUUCAUGCAGUGGAAAUUCUGGGCGCGCUGGUUCUACAUGUGGCUGUGUGGCUUCUCCGCGAGAUGGAAGUACUACUUCAUAUGGUCCAUCUCGGAGGCCUCGCUCAUCAUCUCCGGCCUGGGGUUUAGCGGCUGGUCCAGCUCCCAGCCCCCCAGGCCGCGGUGGGAUCAAGCUCUCAACGUAGAUAUCCCGGGAGUGGAGCUCGCAGGCAGCGCCGCCGAGGUCCCGUCCAAGUGGAACAUUCACAUCAGCACCUGGUUAAGACAUUAUGUUUACGAGAGGCUGGUACCACCGGGGAAGAAGGCUGGCUUUCAGCAGCUGCUAGCAACUCAAGUUGUCAGCGCUGUGUGGCAUGGUCUCUAUGCCGGGUAUAUCAUGUUCUUCGUCCAUACCGCUGUUCUCAUCUCUGGCUCGAGAGCGCUAUAUAGAUGGCAAAAGGCCAUACCCGACCACCUCUCUUUCCUCCGGCCUCUAGCGUGGUUUCUAAACUUCGCUUACACGUUGCUGGUUCUCAACUAUGCCUGCAUUGGAUUCCUGGUUUUAGACGCGAGGGACACAUUCACUGCGUACAAAAGCGUCUAUUUCGCUGGAACGCUUCUUCCAAUCGCUUUGACAGCCAUCGGCACGGUGAUAAAACCUCGCAAAACUCGCGUCCAGUGAUUUCUUCCAAAGUUAAAAGACUUAAGAGAAAGAACAUUUCAGUCCUUCUCCAAGGGCCUCAUGAACCAGCCAUAAACCCAAAUUAUUUGUUUUUGUCUCCUUGAUAUUACAUGGCUCAUGACACUGUUCGUCCGUAACAAACAGCUGCUAUAUAGAGAUUCUUAGCCCACU
This is a messenger RNA of Selaginella moellendorffii, 1572 nucleotides long. Its product is annotated as lysophospholipid acyltransferase 1-like. The record is from RefSeq and is a predicted model, not a curated record. Gene Ontology annotation, cellular component: endoplasmic reticulum; membrane. The transcript has 8 exons. Bases 28 to 1401 code for a protein of 457 amino acids. Gene Ontology annotation, molecular function: acyltransferase activity. NCBI's taxonomy places the organism in Eukaryota, Viridiplantae, Streptophyta, Lycopodiopsida, Selaginellales, Selaginellaceae. Gene Ontology annotation, biological process: lipid modification; triglyceride biosynthetic process; phospholipid biosynthetic process.